Molecule: messenger RNA, 1451 nt
Organism: Nylanderia fulva
Lineage: Eukaryota; Metazoa; Arthropoda; Insecta; Hymenoptera; Formicidae
Product: urea transporter 1
Biological process (GO): urea transmembrane transport
Cellular component (GO): membrane
Molecular function (GO): urea transmembrane transporter activity
Source: RefSeq, a predicted model, not a curated record
UGCAGUUUUAAUGUGACAAAGAUACAGUAUAUGUACUUUUAUUGCUGAUUAAAUGUACACAAGUAUGUUACAAAUGUAUUAACUGCAUGUAGGUGGGGAAUGUUCCGUGCAGCAAUUGAGAAGAUCAUUUUGUCCUACAAUUUUAAUAUUAUUCACAGUUACGUGAUGUCUACAAAGAAGUCAUCAACUGUAGAAUUACGACAAGAAAGAACAUGGGUACCGUGUGUAGGCGAUUUCCCGAUUUUGAAGAAAUUCUUUGCACAGAAAGAGGGACCAUUUUGGUACGCAGUGCAUUUAUUCGAAAUUUUGCUGCGCGGAUAUGGACAAAUUGUUUUUGCGAAUAAUCCUCUCAGCGGACUACUGAUAAUAGUUACCAUGGCUGCGGUAGCGCCAGGUACAUUCGUGUGGUCCGCAGCCACCGCCGUCCUUGGCCUCCUAGUGUCCGUGACCAUUCGAGAACCGCGGGAAAUUGUAGAAAACGGAAUAACUGUCUUCAACCCUUUGCUCGUCGGCGUGAUGUCAUAUAAUGUGAUACCGCGGAUGUACGGACCCUUCGAUGCUUUCUGUUUUCUGCUUGUAUUCCUAGGAGCGAUACUCAGUGUUUAUCUCGCGCGGUCUCUGAGAAGCGAUAAAUUCUCAUGCACAACGUGGCCAUUUCACCUGGUGGAAAUCCUGUUAAUUUUCGCCUUUUCGACGCAGAACGUGUUGACUAAAUCUACGGAACCAACGUUUGAGAUGCAUAAUGCAACAAGUGAGACAACGAUGAUGACGACGACGGCGAACGACGCCGGUUUCUACGACGCGACCGACGUUUAUAUCAACUGGGGAAUGAUACUACGAGGUUGCGUCCUUUCCGCGCCUCAGAUGAUAGGCAUUGAAAGUGUGAUCCUUGGAGCUGUCAUGUAUCUGGCAAUGUUAAUAUGUUCGCCGACGACAAUCGUGUUCUCCUUCAUAGGCGCUUUCUGUGGAACUUUAGGAGCUUUGCAACUCGGAGUGGACCAUUCUAAGGUUUACAGCGGAGUCUGGGGAUAUAACAGUCUCUUGACCGCGGCUGCUUGCGGAGGAAAUCUGUUGGUGUUAAACGGUCAGACGGCAGCUGUCGCCGUCAUGGGGGCUAUUUUUGCUUCACUGUUACAGUAUUUUUUAGAAUCGUUGUUUAUAAACACACAAUUACCAAUAUUGGCGCUACCGUUCAUAAUAUCGACUUCGUUCCUUAUAAAACUGAGCACUGGCAAGGAAGAUCUAACAUUUCCGUGGCCCGUAUCGCCAAUUUCUUUUCCCGAGAAACAGCGACAAGAUUAUCUCGCCCGUUGUGCGGCACUUAAAGAGGAAGAAGAUACUUUGGAAGAACUUGAGCUUGUCAUUCAGAAUGAGAAGGGAACGUCCGGAUAAUUAAUGGUUUGUUUUUGAAUGAUAUACGUAAUUACAAUUUGGUUAUAUUAUAUGAUAAG